Anneissia japonica is the source of this 6325-nucleotide messenger RNA. RefSeq lists its product as uncharacterized. The record is from RefSeq and is a predicted model, not a curated record. Lineage: Eukaryota; Metazoa; Echinodermata; Crinoidea; Comatulida; Comatulidae. The transcript is spliced from 8 exons. Gene Ontology annotation, molecular function: protein binding. Gene Ontology annotation, biological process: regulation of apoptotic process. Bases 116 to 6325 code for a protein of 2069 amino acids.
ACUAUCAAUCAUCCUUUGCUACCAUUACAGUACUUCAUGAAAUGAAGAUCAAACUUCAAACUCAGUGUGAAAGUUUGUGAAGCACAUCAGUUGGAGAGAAGAACACAUAAGAAAUAUGAAGGAAGAAGAGUUUCGUGAAAUGCUGGUGCAACUUUCUGAUGCAAUCAGCCAGAAUGAUGAAAAGUAUAUAGACAUGUUGAGGGUUCUGUACACAGAUCUAGUAGUUGUUAAAAGCAAGCUAGAGGAAGCUAAGUCUGCCUUUGAGUUAUUCCAAUUACUAAUAGCACCAGGCAUUUUGAAGCCUACAGACAUUUCAGUUUUGUUUGAAACAAUUGAACUAACCAGAUUGAGAUAUUUGAAGGAGACAAUUGAGAAGUAUGAGAAAUAUCCUGAUGAAGUGAAUAUUACUCAAUUUUCAGCACAUCGUCAACGUAUUGUUGCUCUUGGAAGAGGCUUUUCAGUUGAAGAUGUCCAGAAGCUUAGUAAAUUAUAUGGGGGCAAGGUUUCUUCUAAUCCAUGGAAAUUGAUUCAGCAUCUUGAAUAUACAUCUACAGUUUUAACAGAAGAUAACAUGCCAUCAUUUACUCAACGUUUGAGAGCCAAUAAUGUAAAUGAAGGUUUCAACCAACUGCUUUUGGAAAUUUCUGAUGCAAUCAGCAAAGAAGAUGAAAUGUACGUAGACAUGUUGAGGAUUCUGUACAUAGAUCUGGCAAACAUUAAAACAAAAUUGGAGGAAACUAAAUCUGCAUUUGAAUUAUUCCAGUUACUGAGAGUAGCAGGCGUUCUGAAGCCAACAGACAUUUCAGUUUUGUUUGAAACAAUUGAACUAACUGGAUUGAGAUAUUUAAAAGAGAUAAUUGAGAAGUAUGAAAAAUAUCCAGAUGAAGUGAAGAUCACUCGAUUUUCUGCACAUCGUCAACGUAUUGUUGCUCUUGGACGAGGCUUUUCAACACAAGAUCUUCAGAGGGUUUGUCAGAUGUAUGAAGUUCCUGUCAACAUUUCUUCCAAUCAGUGGAAAGUAAUUAAAUUUCUUGAAGAAAGAGGUUUUGCUUCAGAAGAUAAUUUGCCAAACCUAAGGAAAUUAAUAAGUGUUGGUGACAAAGAAGCAUCAACAUCAAAAAGACCAAAGUUAGUUACAGUAGGUGACAAAGAAGCAUCAACAUCAAAAAGACCAAAGUUUGUUAAAGGUAAAUCAGGAAAAUCAAGACAAAAAAAAAGGCGAAGACUUGAUGAAGAUAAUAAAGAAGCAUCAACACUAGGAAGACCAAAAUUAGACAAAGAUUUUAUUAUCAAAGAUUGCUUGAAAAAUUGGCUGAAAAAAAAGUAUCGUGAUGUCAACCAAAUGACACCAGCAAUCUGGCGUGAGGAUCAUAAGGUAGACAUUGCAGAAGUAUUUACUGAACUCAGCUUACUGCAAUCUCCAGGACAAGUAGAAAAGGAAGAAACUAAGGAAAAAGAAAAGAAAAUCAAGUCAACAAGUAUAAGAAAGGAAGGUAGAUCCACAUCAUUAGCAGAGGUAUUAGAUGUUAUUAAAUCAACAGAUUCAUGUAAAGUAUUAAUAACAGGUCAAGGUGGAAUGGGCAAGACCACCCUUCUUAAAUAUAUUGCUCAUCAGUGGGCAACUAAUGGUGUACAUAAUGCUUUUGCUGGUAAACUAUUGUUUCUGCUAACUAUCAGGGACAUUAAAGCAAACGAGCAUUCCUUGGACAUUAUUAUAAAGCAAAUAAAUACAAAAGAGUUAAUUCUAAAAAACAAGUUGCCAUCGAAUUCAAUUGAAACCUUUCUGACUAACCAUGCUAAUGAAAUAGUGAUUUUGUUAGAUGGAUAUGAUGAGUUGGAAAAAGAUAAUGAGGACUUGAUAAAUCUUUUUAAAGGACUUCAAUUGCAAGAAAGCACAGUUGUGAUAACAUCUCGACCUGAUAACACUACUACUCUGGUUGCAUGUUGCAAUGUACACAUUGAAGUCAAGGGAUUCAAUUCUGAGAACAUAAAGAAGUAUAUUUGUAAUCAUUUUCAUUCAAUUGAUAAACCUAAAUUGGGUGAAUCUCUUAUUAAGGAAUUCAGACUUGAUUCAAAUUUUAAAUGGUAUUGGGGUGGUAGUCACAAAAAAGCAUUUGAAUUAUGUUCAUCGCCAUUGUUAUUGCUUAAGAUUUGUACUAUUUGGCAACAGAAGUCAUAUCUUCCUACAAACUUGUCAGAUCUUUUCAAGGAAUUGUUUUGUUGCAUUUUAAACCAAUACUUAAACAAGAGUGGCAACACCACUGCUAUUUCCCAAUUUAUCAGAAUUCCAAAUGAGUAUAGAAGUGCCAUUUUAUUAUUAGGAAAAUGUAUUUAUGAAGGCCUGAAGGAAAAUAGACUGACCAUUGACAAAUACAUCCUGACGAAAAUGGCAGAUAAUGAAAAAUUAGUUUAUUUAGCACUCAAAAUUGGAUUUGUUUAUGAAGAUAUCCUUGUUGAGCCAGGUGAUGUAAGGAAGAUUUACACAACCCCACACAAAUUACUUUCAGAGGCACUAGCAGGAUUUUUUCUCUCUGAACAAGAGACUUUGGAAGAUGAUGAAUAUGAGGUGAUAAGAUGUAAUGACAAUUUACUUAUGACAAGAGUAUUUACAUUAGGAUUUCUUGGUGCUGAUGCUUGUAAAUUGCUGAAACACUGGUUGAUAGUGAAGGCCUCAAAUUAUUACUCCCUGGCACAAUGUUUAGAAUAUAUAAAGGAUGAACUUAAAGACCAGGUCCUACAGCAAUUGGAUAACCACAUGCCCAAUGAAAUGAAAGCAUGCUGUAAGCAAAUGUGUGAGUCAUUUAAAAGUGUUUUGAAUUGUAAAGACAUAACAAAUAUGCAUUUAUUCAAACUAAUGCAAAGAUUUAUGGAUGAUUAUAAAUUUACAUUUGGUAAAAUUGAAAAGAAAUUAAUGUCUUUGGUAGAUAGAUGUAGUGAAGAGUCUUUCAGAAAUUCAUGUAGAAAGAUUGUACAUAUCUCAGUUGUAGCACAAGAAUUGCGAAAAUUAGUAAUUACUGAGGAAAAAAUAAGUGCUAAUAGCACUGAGCAUUUACUUAAAUACAUUUCAGAUUGGGGAGAUAAGGAAAUCAAUAUCCUUUCAGCUGAGAUGGAAAAUCUCCACUUUAAAUAUAGUCAUACUAAUGUCACCUUAGAUAUUACAUUUAAUUCAUCAUUCUUGAUUCAUUUUCUAAAAUACGCAAACAAUCUAUCUGUCUUGUCCGUAUGUGGAAGACUUAAAGCAACUGUACUCACUCAAGUUAUCAAUGAGUUUCAUAAAACUUAUAAAAAGUUGGAAUUAAAUGUACUUGAUAUAAGUCACAAUGAUCUAAGUGAUAUUAAUGGAGCAUUACUAAGAAAACUUUUUGAAAUAGCUCCUAAAUUAAUUGACCUAAAUGUAUGCGGAUGUGAGUUAUCAGGUGAUAUUUUGAGGAAAAUGAUAACAGAAUGUCAGAACAAUGGAGUUAAAUUAAAAAGCCUUGACAUUAGCCAUAAUUAUGGAAUGGAUGACACAUUAUUGAGCGAUAUACUUAUGGAAAAUCCAAAUCUGUAUAGUCUGAAUGUAAGUUCAUGUAAGCUAUCCCGGGAAAGUUUUACUAACAUUGUCAAUAAAAUAUUUCACUAUAACAUACCAGAAACUGAACUAAGAAGAUUCAACUGUAGUAGAAAUAAUCUAGGAUUGUUAGAUGGAAAGCUAAUUGGAAUGCUUUUGAAAAAACUUCCUAAACUCAACUAUUUUGACAUAAGUUACUGCUUUUUAUCAGGCAGUAUUGUUUGUAAAAUGAUAGAUGUUUGUAAUAAAAUGAAUUUAGUAUUGAAAGACAAUAUGCUUUGUCUGGAGGGCAAUGACCUUUCAGAUAUUGACAGUAAAUCAUUUGCUGAGUUAAUUAGGGUAAGUUAUAAAACAUUUGAUUUCAAAUGGAGUGAUUAUUGUCUUAAAACUGAUAAUCUAGAAAAAAUAGUUGCAUCAAUAGGGGAAAAUACAGUGUUUAAUUGGAGAUAUUUGGAUUUAAGUGGAGUUAGCCUUGCUAAAAUCAGUGGUAGAACAUUAGCUUACCUUUUAAAGAUCUCUACACACCUGAUCUCUAUUAACAUGGAUGAAUGCUGUGUAUCAGGCAAAAUUGUUGGUGAAAUGCUGGAAGAAUGUAAUAGGAUCAAUGUAGUAUUUCAAGGCUCCAUGGUUUCUCUAAAUAGUAAUAACCUUUCAGAUAUUGAUAGUAAAUCACUUGCUAGAUUAAUUACAGAUUAUCAUAUUUUCAAAUGGAGAAAUUAUUUUCUUACAGCUGAUAAUCUACAAAAGCUAGUUGAAUCAAUAAGUGAAAAUGGGACAUCAAGUUGGAGAGAGUUAGAUUUGAGUAAGAUUAACUUAUCUUCAAUCAGUGCAAGAACAUUAGCUUACCUUUUUAGAAUUUCUACACAAUUGACCAAAAUUAACAUGGAUGAUUGCAGUUUAUCAGGCAGAAUUGUUGGUGAGAUGCUGAAGGAAUGUGGUAGGAUGAAUGUAGUAUUGAAAGACAGCAUGCUUAGUUUGAAUGGUAAUGACCUCUCGGAUAUUGAAUGCAAGUCAAUAGCAGGGUUAGUUGGGAUUAUCUUUGCACCUUAUGAAUUUAAGUGGAGUAAUUAUUCUUUUAGAUCUGAUAAUCUACAAAAACUAAUGGAAUCAGCUGGUGAAAAUAGAAAAUUUAUUUGGAAAAAGUUAAAUCUGAGUGGAAUUAACUUAACUGCAGUUAGUGGGAAAACGUUAGCUUACCUUCUUAAAGUAUCUCCAUUUCUGACCUUUAUUAACAUAAAUGAUUGCCGUUUAUUAGGAAAAGUUGUUAGAGAAAUGAUGAAUGAAUGUAGUAGAAUGAAUGUAGUAUUGCAAGACAACAUGCUUGGUCUAAAGAAAAUUGACCUUUCAGAUAUUGAUGGUAAAUCACUUGCUGAGUUUGUUAGGGUAAUUGCUUAUGAUGAUUUCAAAUGGAGUGAUUAUUCUCUUACAGCUGAUAACUUACAAAAGCUAGUUGAAUCAAUAGAUGAGAAUCGGAUAUUAAAUUGGAAAAAGCUAGAUUUGAGUAGGAUUGACUUAACUUCAAUCAACGCAAGAACAUUAGCUUACCUUUUUAAAAUUUCUAAACACCUGACCAAUAUUAACAUGAAUGAUUGCAGUUUAUCAGGCAGAAUUAUUGGUGAGAUGAUGAAGGAAUGUGGUAGGAUGAACAUAGUAUUAAAAGACAACAUGCUUAGUCUGAAGGGCAAUGACCUUUCAGAUAUUGACAGUAAAUCAAUUGCUGAGUUAGUCAAUGUAGUUAAUACACCAUAUCAAUUCAGUUGGAGUGAUUAUUCUCUUAAAACUGAUAAUCUAGAAUUACUGGUGAAAUCAGUAAGCAAGAAUAAGACAUUGAAUUGGAGAAGGGUAGGUUUGGUUGGAAUGGAUUUGACUACAAUCAGUGGAAAAACAUUAGCUUACCUUUUUAAGAUCUCUACAGAUUUGAUGCAAAUUAACAUGGAUAAUUGCAGUUUAUCAGGCAGAAUUGUUGCUGAAAUGAUGGAGGAAUGUAGUAGGAUGAAUGUAGUAUUGAAAGACAGCAUGCUUACUUUAGAGGGAAAUAACCUUUCAGAUAUUGAUGGUAAAUCACUUGCUGAAUUAGUUAGGGUAAUUGAUCGUGAGCAUUUUACAUUCAGGUGGAGUAAUUAUUCUCUUACAGCAAAUCAUUUAGAAAGACUGUUGGAAUCAAUAGAUGAAAAUUGGAUGUUACAUUGGAGAAGUUUAGAUUUGAGUAGAAUUAGCCUAGCUAGAAUUAGCGGGAAAACAUUAGCUUACCUUUUUAAAAUCUCUACACACCUUGUCUAUAUUAACUUCAAUUAUUGCAGUUUAUCAGGCAGCAUUGUUAGUGAAAUGAUGGAAGAGUGUGGUAAGAUGAAUGUGGUAUUGAAAGACGGAAUGCUUAGUGUGAAGAAAAAUGAUCUUUCAGAUAUUGAUAGUGAAUCACUUCUCAAAUUAUUUAAAGUACUUUUUGAAGAUGCGUCCAAAUGGAGUGAUUAUUCUCUUACAUUUAAUCAUCUACAUAACAUACUUGAAAAUAGGACCGGUUUUAAAUUUGUAGACUGGAGGAGAGGGAUAUUUGCUAGUUUCUUUACAUUCUCUACAUUUCAGAUCAUUAUUGAUCACAGCGGAAAUACAAUGAAUUCUGUUUAUGUAGUAUUGAGAGACAACAUUAUUCAUUUCAAUGAGAAUGGAAACAUGACUUAUUAUAUGUUUUACAGGUUAACCAAUGUAAUUGAUGAUUUGCAAGGUUAUAUUUCUGAUUCUUCUGAAUCAAGUGAUUUAGAUGCAGAAUUAGAGUAA